Messenger RNA from Dermatophagoides farinae (American house dust mite), 2610 nucleotides. Its product is annotated as protein white. Gene Ontology annotation, molecular function: ATP binding; ATP hydrolysis activity; ABC-type transporter activity. Lineage: Eukaryota; Metazoa; Arthropoda; Arachnida; Sarcoptiformes; Pyroglyphidae. Gene Ontology annotation, cellular component: plasma membrane. The record is from RefSeq and is a predicted model, not a curated record. Gene Ontology annotation, biological process: transmembrane transport.
AUUUCGCUUGAUAUCCAGUUACCAUGAUGACAAAUACAGUCAUAUUACUGGAUUCUAUCAAUUAUUAGACAUCAAAUGAAACAAGUGACUUAACCGUUUUUGGUAACAAAAAUAAACACUCAACAAAUGACAAAACGAAACGGAAAACCAUUUUUUCUUGCUCAACAAACCAAAAAAAACGACCAAUUUUUUCUGGUAAAAUAACCAUCUUUUUCAUUUUCAUCAUUUUGUCUACAUUGAAUUGUUGAAAUAAUUGUAACAAAUCAAAAGGAGAAUCCAACAAUUUUUAACCAAAAAUUUAUGGUCAACAGCAACGCACACAUUCCAAGAAUCGUCCAUUUUUUCUGCUGCCCAAAUAUUAGAUGUUUUGUUUUUUCUUUUCAUAAGGCAGUUUUUGGAUAAAGUAUCAUCGCCCUUCUAAAAUUCAUUGAACCACCACCAAUCAAUAUUGAUUGAUUGAUUGAUAUCAGUUUAAUGUAUGAAUGUGUCAAUAAACUUCCAUUAAUAAUCUCAUAUUGACGGAUAUAAUUAUGAGGUUUUGAUUUGUUUGAAUCGUUUUGAUGAUAACGACGGUAAAAAAACCCGAAAAAUGGAACAAAAUUUGAUUGAAAUGAAUCAAAAAAUUCAAAUUAGCAAAGACGAAAAUUUUGGAGCCAACUUACCUACAGCUGAAUUAAGUUGGCAUCAAAUUUCUGUAUGGGUUCGAUCAGAGCGUCGUUCAUGUUUUCGUCGUCGUUCAUCUUCAACACAGAUAUUAGAUUCUGUAUCUGGAAAUGUUAAACCCGGUCAAUUGCUGGCAAUUAUGGGCCCAAGUGGUUCGGGAAAAACAACAUUACUUAAUACAUUGACCGGACGAAAUCUGAGUCAAUAUAAUUACGAAGGUGUUGUCCUAAUCAAUCGACAUCGUGCUCAAAUUGAUACAAUUAAAUCAUUAUCUGGUUAUGUACAACAAGGAGAUUUAUUUGUUCCUAUGCUCACCGUUAAGGAAUAUCUUAUAUUCAUGUCGCUGGUACGAAUGGAUAGAAACAAAUGUUCAGAUCAUGAACGAAAACGUCGUAUCGAUGAAAUCAUUUCGGAAUUGGAAUUGACAAAUUGUGCCAAUUCCCGUAUAGGUAAUCGAUAUGAUGAUAUUAUUGGCUCAGGAAUUUCAACGGGAGAAUGUCGAAGGCUUUCAUUUGCAGCUGAGAUGCUCACCAAUCCAUCAUUGUUAUUCUGUGAUGAACCUACCUCUGGCCUUGAUUCCUAUUUAGCUGAAAGUGUUGUGAAAAUUCUGAAGAAAAUGGCUCAAUCUGGCCGUACGAUUAUCUGUACGAUCCAUCAACCAUCAUCCGAAGUAUUCAUUCUAUUCGAUAAGAUUCUAUUGCUUACACAGGGAAAAUUGGCUUUCAUUGGAACUUCAUACCAAGCUAAUGAAUUUUUCACAUCCCUUGGUUUCAUUUGUCCGCUUAAUUUUAAUCCAGCUGAUUAUUUUCUACGACAAAUAUCGAUAAUACCAGGAUCAAAAGAUGAAUGUUUACAACAGAUUAAUCGAAUUUGUUCUGAAUUCAAAGAACGAGAAAACGAUGAGCUAAAAGAAAAUCAUUUAGAAUCAUCCACCGAAAUGAUUGUUCGACAGCCGGAAUCAAUCAUAUAUAAAGCAUCAUGGAUGGAACAAUUCCAUGCUCUAUUAUGGCGUUCAUUUAUUUCAAAUGUUCGUGAACCGAUGAUUACACGGAUAAAAUUUUCACAAACUUUAACUGUUGCAUUACUUUUGGGAAUCGUUUAUUGGAGACAACAGCUAGAUCAGAAAGGAAUAAUGAAUAUAAAUGGAGCGAUUUUCAUUCUAAUUAUCAAUCUAACAUUUAUGAACGUUUUCUCGGUUAUCAAUACUUUUUGCAGUGAACUUCCAAUUUUUCUACGCGAAUACAAUAAUGGAAUGUAUCGUGUUGAUACUUAUUUUUUGGCCAAAAUGUUUUCCGAAUUGCCUUAUCAAAUCAUAUUUCCAACCAUAUUAGUUGCCUUACUUUAUUAUAUGGUUGGUUUUAAUAAUACGUGGAAUUCAUUCAUUAUGUUUAUUUUUAUUUCAAAUCUAAUCGCAAAUUGUGGAAUUUCUUUCGGUUACAUGAUCUCAUGUUUAUCUUCUUCGACAAAAAUGGCCAUUGCCUUAUCAUCACCAUUAAUUUUACCACUACUUUUGUUUGGUGGUUUCUUUAUCAACAAUAGUACAAUACCAGUGUAUUUUAAGCUAUUCAAAUACAUUUCCUGGUUUUACUAUGGUAAUGAAGCAUUGAUUAUAACACAAUGGAUAAAUAUAGAAAAUAUUACUUGUACAACGCAGAAAAUUUAUGACAAUCAAUUGAUGAAUUCAUCGAUUAAUGAAGCUUUAGUAACAAGCAAUGGUCAUGGUGGUGAACAACGUUGUCUAACCAAGGGAAUUUCGGUAAUCGAAGAAUUAAGUUUUGAUCCAUCUAAUCUUUAUAUCGACAUUAUUGCAUUGAUAUUAUUAAUCAUUGCAAUGCGUUUUUUAGCAUACAUGAGUUUAUCAUUGAAAUCUCGAAUACGAUAAAGACUUUUUUUCAUCCAUUAAAAACAAAAUUCAAUAAAUAAAAUUCAUUUGUUUUGAAUUUGGCG